UUCUCUUACUGUAGUUUGCUGGGACUUUAUCAGAUGGUUUGGGAAAGACGAUGGAUAAUCGACAUCAAACUGAACGAGAGUACAUUCGAUACCAUGGCGCAACCAGUGGAGAACAUCUAAUAGCAGGGAUCCAUGGACUUGCUCAUGGAAUCAUUGGUGGAUUAACAAGUGUAAUAACCUCAACAGUAGAAGGUGUCAAAACUGAAGGAGGAGUCAGUGGUUUCAUAUCAGGCCUUGGGAAAGGGCUGGUUGGCACAGUAACCAAACCAAUGGCUGGUGCCCUUGAUUUUGCUUCUGAAACAGCGCAGGCAGUGAGAGACACUGCAACUCUUAGUGGCCCCAGGUCAGUGAAUGCUUUUCAUUUCUAAUCAUAAUAAAGUGUCUACAAAAGCAUAUUGCAAUACCUUCUGCAAUUUUGUAAUGGAUUUUGUUUCCUAGCCCAAAGGAAUUGUAAUUUUAUAAUUAUUACUUUGUAUUAUUAGUUUUGCUUCUAGUUGAUUUAAUUAGAUCCUUUUUGAAAUGCUGCAUUUAAUUACCUCCUUUUUGAAAUACUGCAUUUGUAGACUAACUAAUAUGGCCUUUUGUACUAGUAAAAUUGGUACAGAAAAGCUACAGUGUAAUAUAGGAGAUUCUCAUUACUAAGAACAUAAGAAUGGCCAUACUGGGUCAGACCAAAGGUCCAUCUAGCCCAGUAUCCUAUCUUCCAACUGUGGC
Chrysemys picta bellii (western painted turtle) is the source of this 714-nucleotide messenger RNA. NCBI's taxonomy places the organism in Eukaryota, Metazoa, Chordata, Testudines, Emydidae. The record is from RefSeq and is a predicted model, not a curated record.